Bradysia coprophila is the source of this 1712-nucleotide messenger RNA. Its product is annotated as prolyl 4-hydroxylase subunit alpha-1-like. The record is from RefSeq and is a predicted model, not a curated record. Gene Ontology annotation, biological process: peptidyl-proline hydroxylation to 4-hydroxy-L-proline. Gene Ontology annotation, cellular component: endoplasmic reticulum. Gene Ontology annotation, molecular function: L-ascorbic acid binding; protein binding; iron ion binding. Lineage: Eukaryota; Metazoa; Arthropoda; Insecta; Diptera; Sciaridae.
ACUUGUAUUUUAUUAUAACGUGGAACUUGUGAAACACUGGUUUUGAGUUUGUCCUUUAUACGUGUUUAAGUCGGAUACAAAAUCACUCUCGAUUGAAAUGUGUAAAUUUUAUUUUUUACUUUUGUUUUGCGUCAGAUUGGUAAAUUGUGAAAUAUUUUCUGCUAUCGAGGCGCUGGAAGAUCAAUUUCAUAAUGAGAAUUUGAUAAUAAAACAAUUGGAAAAGUUUGCUGAAAAAAUCCAAGAUGAUUACGUUGACAGAAAGCUUAAAGCAUGGCGAGAUGAGCACACUAUAGCCGAAGCCGAUGUAUCGCGUUACAUUACCAAUCCGCUUAAUGCAUUCUUGAUAAUUAAACGUAGCAUUGAAGAUGUAAAACUUAUCGAAUCCCGUUCUCCAGGAGUAUUCAAAGAAUUCCGGUCGAAAAUUAAAAAGUACCGAGCUAAUGAUGGAGACUUACUGGGGGCCGUCGAAGGAGUGUUAAGACUUCAAUUUUUCUACAAACUUAAAACAAUUGAUUUCGCAAAUGGAAUCAUUGACGGUGACGAAACAAGGUCACCGCUGUCUGUUCAUGAUUUAUUUGUUAUCGGUGAAAAGGCUACGAUGAUUGAAGGACAAGAUUACAACUACUUUGCAUUGGAAUACUUGCAAUUAGCUUAUGAGAAGCUACAACAGGGACAUGAUGUGAACGGUGAGGUUAGUGAUGACACCUUGAUACGGCGCUUGAUUUCAACCUAUAAAACUGUACGAAAUUAUGCGAAGGCAUUUGAAAUGUUAGAAGUUCUAAAACUCAAAUUUCCUUUGGAUGAUGGCGAUAAGUCUUACUCACGCCUAAGUGACUCGUUACAUGCUGCACGAAAGAAAUUCGGUUCGAACAACAUCAUCGUCAACGAUUUAUUUUCCGAUAAGUUUACUCACGAUGGCACCUUCUCCGUCUUGAAAGAUCGCAUUCUUAACAGUCAAAUAUGUCGGGGAAAUGUUUCCAGAACUGCUCAUGAAAUUUCUAAGCUUCGCUGUCGCUACGUGUCAACUAAUCCAUUUUCGACACUUGCUCGUUUUAAAGUCGAAGAAGUGCAUCUGGAUCCUUACGUAGUUUUGUUCGUCGAUAUUUUAUCCGACGAAGAACUUGCGGUUCUUAAGGAAUCGUCGAAACACCAGUUAAGUCGUGGCAUGGCUACUCAGGAUGGUGCGGUAACAAAUCGCAGAGUAGCACAAAUAUCAUGGCACUAUCAACAAGAUCACGAAGUCUUCCGUACGCUAAGUCAAAGAGUCGAGGAUAUGACUGGCUUAUCAAUGGAAACUGCUGAACCGUUACAAACACAAAAUUACGGUAUUGGUGGACAUUACGAUGGUCACUGGGAUUGCGUUAUGAAAUUUGAUACUCCGUUUCACACUUAUGGUGGAAACAGAAUCGCAACAGUCCUUUUCUAUUUAUCAGAUGUGGAGAAAGGCGGCGGCACUGUUUUCACCUAUCUUAAAUUGUACGUAGCACCGCGCAAAGGAGCAGCGAUAUUUUGGUAUAACAUGACACCGAGUGGAUCGUGUGAUUUUAAAACAAGGCAUUCUGCCUGUCCAGUCCUAUUGGGCAGCAAAUGGGUUGCAAACAAAUGGAUUCGAGAAUAUAGCAACGAAGUUAAGCGACCGUGUGAACCGGGAAACGUAUACGACGAUGAUAAAAUGUUUGAAUAUGCUUUAAGUUUCUAUUGAAUAAAGAAUU